AUGACUUCACAAAAUGAAUUUCAGCACCAGUCAAGGCGGAUCGAGCUUUUUGACCCCAAGAAAUAUUACCCAGUUCUGGAGGUCCUGUCUUUGUACUUGACCAUUGCCGACAUGUUGGUGCUUUGCCGAGUGUGCAAGGAACUUGAUGGACUCAAGGACUGUAUGUUGAAAAUCUCCAACGUCAAUAUUCAGCUCAAGGACUUUGUGGAUGACCCUCCCAUGUUCCGAUCCAAAAUGGGGAAGUACGGUGCCUUGAUCUCGGGAUCUUUCGCUCUCAAUCUCCUCGAGUUGGGCCAACGGAAGGUCUUUCAUCUUGAUAUCUUCAUCAAAGAUGUGGCUAAUGCCGAUCACUUCACAAAUUAUAUGCGAGAAAAUGAAAAAUAUCAGAGCGAUAACCCAGAAGUUGAAACGGUGCAGAACGCCAAGGCGUGCCAUCUAGGCAGCAGCGCGGGGCCAGGCAUAAAGCUUCGCAUUGCUCGAACGAGUGGAUCUCCUAUUAAUGCCAUUCUCACUUCCUCGUACACAACAGCUUGCGUCAAUUUCCUCACGUGGAAUAAGGCAGACUCGAUCUUUCCCCUACAAACGUCUAUCAAUCACCAGUUUUAUCCACUAAGAUCCCUGGAUGAUGACUUCGGCUCUAAACUGAACGAGCUUGCUAGUCAAGGCUGGACUACUCGAAAUAUUGUGUGGCCUGAUUUCGAGGGCGCAAAGACUCACAGGUUGGCAGGUCUUCGGCGCAUUGGUAGUAGUUCCAGUUUGGUAAUUCCACUGGAUACCAAUUCCGUUCAUGCGCCGGCAACCCCGGACUUCGUGAUUGAGUAUGCUCAAUUUGAGGUUUCAGGGAAAGACUUGCAGUUUGCCGUGCGCUAUGCCUACACCACUGCUGCUACGCGAUGGCGUGAUUACGUGCAAGCACGACUGAAGCGUUGGGCCUGGCUCGAAUUGUUCAAGUUGGAACCAGAGAAUCGUCCCUUCCAAUCCCCGAGCGCUCUCCCACUCAUCUCUAGUAUUUCUAUUCCACAAGGGUUCGAGAUGCCACAGUCUUGGGACUACGCUGACGAUCAAAUACCGGAGUGGUAUCAAGAAUGGGAGCAGACAUGGGUGGGAAAAGGGGGGCUGCGAUAA
Molecule: messenger RNA, 1125 nt
Organism: Fusarium vanettenii 77-13-4
Lineage: Eukaryota; Fungi; Ascomycota; Sordariomycetes; Hypocreales; Nectriaceae
Exons: 3
Coding region: 1-1125 (374 amino acids)
Source: RefSeq, a predicted model, not a curated record